UCUAUCUCUCACUUUUCUCUCUGUAAAGCAACAACAUUUCUCUUUCUUCAUCUUCUUCAGUCUCUGCAACAUUAAGACGAAGCCAUGAGCUCCUUAAUUAUGAGAACCCUUCAGAUUCGUAAGCCCGCUUCCCUCCCCGUCUCUUCCACCUCCACUGACGCUUACGAACCGGGUCUUCUCCGCCGUCGUCUCUCUUCUCUCUCCCUGAAUCUCUCCCGUAACCAGACUUCCACCGAUGAUUUACAAAGAUCCAAAUCUGUCUCAGCCAUUGGAGAGCAAAGAGGUAGCUCUGUCAAAGAAUGGUGGAAAUGGAGUUGGUCAUUGAUUCUCUUGAAGAAACUACCAAUCUUUUUCACAGAUCUUGAGUUUAACGAGAACCAAACCAAGUCAUCGUUGGGGAAUCAACAGAGAGGCGGCUUUGUUCAAGUUUUCGUCAGGCUCCGUUCUGAGAUUCGCCGUCUAUUCCGUAUUUCCUCCUCCGACUCUCUCCCUCUCUCAUGCAACCGAUGAAAAGGAUACAUUUUUGUGUUGUGGCCGAUCUCCUCAUAUUCUUUAUUAAGUCAUUCUCAUUGAAUGUUUAAACUUUGGUGUGUAGACGAUUUACUCAUACUCUUUGUUAGCAAAAAAUGUCUUCAUAUGUUCUUACUUCCUAUGUGAUUGAUGAAGUUAUUUGCUGUAAUUCCUAGAUUUUAUCAUUUUUAAAACAAAUUUUGUUGUGAAAUGUAAAAUUAUUUCAGUUGUUUUGUACUAAAAGCGAUGCAAUUAAACGUUAACCGUU
Eruca vesicaria subsp. sativa (arugula) is the source of this 778-nucleotide messenger RNA. Lineage: Eukaryota; Viridiplantae; Streptophyta; Magnoliopsida; Brassicales; Brassicaceae. The record is from the annotation of a GenBank genome assembly.